This is a messenger RNA of Trematosphaeria pertusa, 819 nucleotides long. RefSeq lists its product as uncharacterized. NCBI's taxonomy places the organism in Eukaryota, Fungi, Ascomycota, Dothideomycetes, Pleosporales, Trematosphaeriaceae. The coding region runs from base 416 to 658 and encodes 80 amino acids. The record is from RefSeq and is a predicted model, not a curated record. The transcript has a single exon.
CCUCUUAUCUCUGGGCUACACCUACUCCUACACAGUUCCCUUUGCCGCUGUUUUUUCGCAUCUUCUACCUUUCGUUCGGGCAGGAAUAGCUGGCCUGGACGGCAAACCGGCUUUCUAAUCUUCUCAGUGUCUUGGCGUGCAGAGAGAGUUGCGGGGUCCACAUCAGGCACGGCAUCUCUAUCCACCUCUAAGAUGGUGUAGCAGACAGCCCACGCUUCGGCAAUUGCGCAAGCUCGUUGACAAAGAGAAGCAAGUCACGUGUUGAGGGCGGCGAUAGAGCUCUUUCUCUCCGAUCCUCCUGCUAACAGUUGCUGUGUCCGCUGGCUUAAGAGAUGGAAUCUCAGCCUACGCUCUCUACCACGGUGGGGUACCUAGGUAUUCAUUGAGAGUUGAGGACUCUUUGGCAUCGCAAUUAAUGAGCCUGGCGGCCUUCACAUUCCUUUCAAGCGUCCAGAUCCGAUAUCUGACCCUAAGCUGGAGCCGUUACCCCGCGUUUUGCACGCCUCCCUGCAGAUCCACGCUGUACGUGUCCAUCGACGGCAACACCGAGGAUCUAACAGUAGAUUUGGAAUGGGCUAGACAUGGGCUUGCAGAAGAGUAUGUUUGGCUUGCGGUAUGCGGAUACGCAGAAAAGCGUGAAGUUAUUGACAUUGUGUGAGAGAGCUGGGAGGAGCGAUGGGAACGUGUUAGUGGAGCUGUUGGAGGUGCUCAGGGGAUGUUUGCGGGUGAGGAGGAAACGAGAGGAUGGUGGGGAUGAAGGGGAUGUAUUUGUUGAUGCUUGAUAAGCUUGUGGAGCAGAUAGUAGAUUCACGAAGUCAU